Molecule: messenger RNA, 992 nt
Organism: Saccostrea echinata
Lineage: Eukaryota; Metazoa; Mollusca; Bivalvia; Ostreida; Ostreidae
Exons: 4
Coding region: 1-906 (301 amino acids)
Source: RefSeq, a predicted model, not a curated record
AUGACUUUUGAUGAAUACGUGGGAUACAAUAUAGAUAUUUCGCUACACAAUUCUUCAUUUGUAUUUGAAGAAUGGAAGACGUCUAAUGUAACAGGUUUGGUGGGGGCCAUAUUGUUUAGUACAGGGAUUUCGUUUCUACACGAAGCCAUCACAGUAUUUAUGAAAAUCCAAGAAUUCAAACUUCAAAACAGACGUCACAAAGUUCCAGUGCACCUCGGUUUAUCGGCCGCUCACGUGAUCCUGACAUUUCUUCGCGUCAUCCUCGUCCUGGCUGUUUUAUCUGGAAACAUCUGGGUGUGGAUAUCAAUAGGUGUGGGAACUGGAACAGGAUACUUUUUUAUGAGACCAUGUCUUGUCUGCAAAACACGCGAAACAACGAGCGAUUAUGACGUCACCAGUGAAGGACGUGUUCGAUUGCAGACGGUCAGAAAAUUAGGUCACUACAGCGUGCAGAAAAUAACACAACAAUCCAAAGUCACACAGAAGGAGAAACAAGACGUUUAUUUCAGACAAACAACAGAACACAACAACAAUACGCAUGAUACAGAUAAACAGACACAACCCCUUCUAAACACAGCACCUCAAAGUGCAGAAAGGUCAAAUCUCAGCCCUCAAGAGUCAAUGACCUUCCUCCCCAGCGCUCAACCCACGAUACAGAACAUGAGCAACGAGGAACGCUGGGAUUACAUCCGGGAAACUUUCCAAAAGCUGUCCCGAUCUCAUCUGUAUGAAGGUUUAGAAAGACAGCGUCGGCAGCAGGAUAAGAGUUUUGUCCCCUGUGAUAGUCCACUCAACUCCAGCCAGCCACGGUGGGAGAGCUCGUUUGACGCUUCUACGGUGGACAUCCAGGACCUUCUGAACGAAGAGGAGAUGAUCAGGACGGUGGGAGAUCCUGCGAAACUUUAAAUGUGUGACUAACUAUCUGUAAAAAUUAUAAGUUCUGACCUUGUUAUCCCAGCCUAUUUAUUACUAAGUAAUUUUAUUGCAAUGUG